AUGCCUCCGAAAUCUUCUCCGCCCGAUCCCGCCCCCUUCCCUCUAUCUUCCAAAGUGGAUCCAUGGAUACAAACGAGCCUCGUCGAAAGUAUCUUCGAUGGCAAUCUGACCCUCUUGCAAGAGGCUGUGAACGCAGCAACUGCCCAAGAUAUCCCGCAACUGCAUGAUUGGGGUAUCAAGGACGCUGACACCUUUCUCCGCUUCCUCAGCGCCAUGCUGAACUGGGUGCCCUCGGAAGUGUGCAGCGGCAAGCUCAUCUAUAACACAUUCUGCGUGCUCUAUUUCAUCCUCGACCAGAGGCCCAUCAACAUCCCCCCGUACUCGACACCCAUCACCCCGAACGCUAUCGGCCAGGCUCCCCUACCACUGAGCCAAUGGACAAUCGACUUUGCCAAUAAGGUUGGAAGCUGGAUGGACACCAGCAACUCGAUCAACGCCGCAGCAAUCCAGACUUUCCAAGACUCACCCCGAUACAACUACGAUGAGGCGAUCGUGCCAUUUGGAGGUUGGAAGAAUUUCAAUCAGCUCUUUGCUCGCUUGCUGAAGCCUGGUAUGCGGCCUAUCAGCGCGAGCAAUCCCGAGGACCCAGACUAUAAUCGCCUCGUUGUCUACCCCGCUGAUUGCGUUUUUGACGGUGCCUGGCCCGUCAACCAGAACAACGACAUCAUGAUCAAAGACGUCCCUUGGAACAUCAAAGACCUUCUAUCCGGCAGCCAGUACGCCGAAGAAUUCGAGGGCGGCACCUUUAUGCAUGCGUAUUUGAACACCUACGAUUACCAUCGCCAACAAGCACCUGUGGCUGGAACUGUCGUCGAGGCCAACGUGAUCAAGGGCCUGGCGUACUUGCAGGUCAUCACCGAUCCCGAAACCGGCGAGCUGAAGCCUCACCGUAGCUACACUUCGCCAGGUGCUCAAGCAACAAAGAAGUUGGGUGAUGGAGAGAACAGCACUCUUAGCAUGCCCGACGAGGCCGGGUACCAGUUCCUUCAAGCCCGCGGUUGUGUCAUUAUCAAGAACUCCCUUCUCGGAUACGUCGCUGUGCUGCCCAUCGGUAUGGCCCAGGUUUCCUCGGUAAAUCUUGUGUGGCAGCCUGGACCGGGUGAACAAUACCCGAUUCAGCCGAAUGUGAAGAUCAACAAGGGCGAGGAGAUAUCACACUUUGAGUUUGGAGGUUCCGACAUCAUCCUUGUAUUCCAGCAGGAUGCUCAGGUUCACAUUCUAGGUGCCCAAGGUAAGGCUGCGGAUGGCACACCUACAAGCAAGCAGAAGUACUUGGUUGGCAUGCCCUUGGGUUAUUCGACAAAGGGCCUCGUUCCCUCUUCGAACGGUCUCAGAAACGGAGCUACCAACGGGCGUCAAUAA
This is a messenger RNA of Colletotrichum acutatum, 1362 nucleotides long. RefSeq names its product phosphatidylserine decarboxylase-domain-containing protein. The record is from RefSeq and is a predicted model, not a curated record. Gene Ontology annotation, molecular function: phosphatidylserine decarboxylase activity. Bases 1 to 1362 code for a protein of 453 amino acids. Lineage: Eukaryota; Fungi; Ascomycota; Sordariomycetes; Glomerellales; Glomerellaceae. The transcript has a single exon. Gene Ontology annotation, biological process: phospholipid biosynthetic process.